Molecule: messenger RNA, 2088 nt
Organism: Opisthorchis viverrini
Lineage: Eukaryota; Metazoa; Platyhelminthes; Trematoda; Opisthorchiida; Opisthorchiidae
Exons: 11
Coding region: 111-1961 (616 amino acids)
Molecular function (GO): RNA binding
Source: RefSeq, a predicted model, not a curated record
UGAGUCAUCAGAUUUCCCAUAUAGUCUGAUGCCAUUGCUUGCUCAAAUUCUAAUCUGGUGAUUCUUUUCGAUUUUUAGCCCUUUUGAUAAUGUUAACUUGAUGACACGAUAUGCAGUGCUCAAAUCUCACACUGUUUUCCUUGUUGGCUCCCAAACGCCUCGUGUAUCCCCAGCUGCUUGGUUUGAACAGCUUCGCAUCGCUUCACACCAGUCUGAUAGCCUUUACCCAGAACAAAGUGUCUGACAUGUUGAAAUUCUGCUACUUAAGGGGUAUGCCGAAAGCUCCUCCAACAUCUAUCUACAAACUUUACCUUGCACGACAAUUAAAACUUCUGGUGCUGGACACAUUCUUCAAUGGAAGUACCCGUUACACAACCGAAAACACGCUCUCUAACUGCCUCGAAGACAGCCGAGAGGUAACUUGGCAACGGGAAAUGAAAGCGGCUACUAUCGAUUGGAGCGCUGUGAAAUCCUCACGUCUUCCUCGGUUAGGCCCACGUGAUUCUUCUGGUGCCGGAGAAGAUGGCACGCAAAUGAUCCCGAUGAAUGGCGUCAAGCUAGCUGAGGCAGCCAAACUAUGGAAAACUCAGGUGACAGAAGCGGAAAAGCAGGCGCUUGCUGUAGACCUCAAGGAAGUGGAAGCGACUUUCAAGAAACAACUCAUGGCUUGGGCCGAAUCGAACAACUUAACUGCAUCAGAGUCCCCGAAGGAACUCGCCCAGGCUUAUUGUGAAGCUAAUGGAAUUUUCCCUAACCCGGGAUCCAACUUUAUGGUGAAUCCUGAAUAUCCUCUCUCAUCCUCCUUUCAGACCACCGAGCUGCUAUCCAGUUCUCGGCCAUCUCUCGACGACACAUCCACCCAAGACCCGCUCCGCCUUUGGCUUGGUGGGUUGCCUCCGAAGACUACCGAAUAUGCAGUACUGCAACUGACACGUCAGUUCGGUCAGUUGGCUGAUUUCUACUUUCCGGUACACAAAUUUGGUGAUGCACGUGGUUCCACGGUAGGCUACUGUUUCAUCACCUACAAGUCGCUUGAAGACGCAGAAAAGGCCCUCAAAGGGUUGGAUGGUCUGAAUUUUCACGGCUACACAUUGGUUGCUCGCCAGGCUCAUCCCACGCGCGAUGAACUUACCAUGAUACAGCUUGCAAACAAAGAAGCUAUGGGUUUGUGGAUUGCUGAACAAGCUAAGCUCCGUGAGGCUGAGCUAGCUGCUCGCUUAGCGCAGGUUCCAGACCAAACCAGUGGAACUCAAGAUCCCUCGGUGGAUACAAUCAAACCGGCCCCAACUAUCACCCCCACAUUGUUAGUUCCCAUUUCUUUUGCCCACUCGAAUUUUCACGGCCACACAUUGGUUGCUCGCCAGGCCCAUCCCACGCGCGAUGAACUUACCAUGAUACAGCUUGCAAACAAAGAAGCUAUGGGUUUGUGGAUUGCUGAACAAGCUAAGCUCCGUGAGGCUGAGCUAGCUGCUCGCUUAGCGCAGGUUCCAGACCAAACCAGUGGAACUCAAGAUCCCUCGGUGGAUACAAUCAAACCGGCCCCAACUAUCACCCCCACAUUUUCUCCUUUGAUUUCUAACACGGACGUCGCCACCGGAACUUCAAACGCUACCUCUUUUCGGCCGAUCGGAUCAACCAGUCCCUCUGUAAUGUUAGGUACCUCUGGUUGCAAGGCAACUACAUCUUCAGGGGCCGACAAACGGGCGCAAAUACGCAAAAUUGAGUUGGCCCUAAGACAGCUGGAGAAUGCGCCAAUCGGCGGAGUGGCCUUACUUCGACCUAGCUCAGCAACUCAGCGCUCACUCAUUCCUCCAGGCAUUCUAGCCAGUCGCUCUACUGAGACCUCCCUGCACAGUCGAAUGGGGUCAGGGCUGAAACGAACUUGUUCAGGACUCUCUACCUUCGGCAGUCGAUCUGGGUCGAACUGGGGACAACGACGACAGCGACAAAGAAGAUUCUGACUUUUGGGAGUUAUUUUUCUACUUUUCCAACUGUCUUUCAAAACCCCAUAGACUAUGUUAACUUUACCUGUCGCUUACAUGAAAUCGCCUCCGUUUCUUCUCACUGUGAAUAAACCCUUGAACGGCG